Anopheles funestus (African malaria mosquito) is the source of this 3763-nucleotide messenger RNA. RefSeq lists its product as uncharacterized. The record is from RefSeq and is a predicted model, not a curated record. Bases 700 to 3630 code for a protein of 976 amino acids. NCBI's taxonomy places the organism in Eukaryota, Metazoa, Arthropoda, Insecta, Diptera, Culicidae. Gene Ontology annotation, cellular component: extracellular matrix. The transcript has 5 exons. Gene Ontology annotation, molecular function: protein binding.
UUUCCGAUUAAGCACCUCGUGCGUCGUUCUUUCCGAUGGAACGCCGUUUCCAUCCAAAUUCCGCUCCUUCAAGAACUCAACCAUAAUGUUUCACCCCGUGGUGUGUGUUUCGAAAAUGGUUCACUAAAUCAUAUUCACCACCAAGCUUAAUCACCAUGGAGAUGGGUUCAUUACGAAAGGCGAGCUUUUUUGUUAAGGAAAGCACGCCUCAACAAGCCUUAUCUUAUCACACUUAUCACAACUGGUAAAGGUGUAUUGGGGGCACCCCUAAUGGAGAGGGUUCACGAUUCGCAACCAUCAGAAGCGAGCGACGUCCCAUUCCAAGCGCACUGUUCGACCAUGUCACUAGUUAAGUCGCAUUCUGGCCAUGGGUAGGCGUGUAGUGUCGGUUUACUUGAAUUAUUUAUUUUCAACAUCCUUUCCAUUACUUCAACUUAGCUAAGCGGUUUUAUUGUUACUACGCGCGUGUAUGUGUGUCUGUGUGUAAAGAAUUAAGAAAGAACAAUAUCAAAACGUCCUUCUUCCAAGUUGCUUACAUUUAGCAAAGUGUUCAAGUGUGUGACAACGAGAAUUGAGAUUAUCAUGAGCAAAUGUAAGUGUUGCGGAUUGAUUGUGCAAAGUGUCCAAGAAAUUGCGUCUCCUGUUUAGAGCCCGAUUUUCGACACACACACCCCGAUUAUACAAUAGGGCGGAAAUGGGAUGGUAAUCGAUAAAUCCCGUCCAAAAAUGAAGGUGGUGUGGAUAAAACACCAGCCGACAAUUCCGAUCGAAACCGUGCCGAUAGAACGCUUCAUCAUGGAACGUCAAAUGGUACCUGUGAUAGUGUUUCUGCUCGGGACGUUGGUACUUCUCGGUGCCUCGGGUCAAGAAGUAUGCCCCGAACCGUGCAGCUGCGACUGUGAGGAAAGCAUGGCGUGUGUCGAUUGUUCCGGGCGUGGCCUAACCGAGCUUCCCGUGUUUGCGGACGUUAAUAUCGAAAUUCUGGACCUUUCCGACAACCUGUUCACAACGAUACCGCCCGAGCUGGGUCAGUUUCCAAGGCUGCACUAUCUGGAUCUAUCGGCGAAUGCAAUCACACGCCUGGAGGAGGAUGCACUCACUGGGAUGUCUUCCCUAUCGAUACUGAUCCUGUCGGAAAAUAACAUCUCCAACUGGGCGGACAUUCAUCCGAAUCGCUUACUACUACCGGCAGGCAAUCUGAAGGAGUUACGCCUUGCGAAAAAUCAUUUCACAAGCUUCUCCAGCAACGAUGAUAAUCUCGUACUGACGAGCCUGUCAUUGCGCUAUCUCGAUUUGAGUGAGUGUAAAAUUUCGAAAAUCUCUGGCAACGAAGUUAUACAAGGAUUGCGCAGCUUGGAGCACCUGAAGCUAUCCGGUAAUCCGAUCGUAUCCGUGUCGGACAUGCAAUCGAGUUCGCUGAAACGGUUGGAGCUUAAUAGCUGCAAGCUAUCCGCACUGCAGUCAACCAUCUUUACCGGUCUAACCGCCCUGAAGGAGGUUAAUCUGGCCCGUAACCAUCGGCUCUCGCUCAUACAACCGCACAGUGAUACACCUGUCCAGUCGGGCACGUUGCGAAAAAUUAACCUUUCCCAUUGCAACAUGGACAGCUUGGAUCUGCACGGUUUCCCAAACCUCAUGACGGCGAUCGUGCGUGGCAAUAUGGUCCGCCAGCUGGAUCGUGAUUCGUUCUCCGACACGGCACUGCUGGAACAUCUGGACCUUUCCUUCAACUCCAUCAGCAGCAUCCAUCCGGAAGCGUUCCGUGCGCUGAAACACCUCAAAACGCUCGAUCUUUCCUUCAACACGAUAUCGCGCAUCGAUGGCAAGCUGUUCAAAACGAACGAUCUGCUAACGCACAUCAACCUUAGCCGCAACUACAUCAGUCGCUUUAGCCGCAUCUCGGCCGAUUCGCUCGUCUAUCUAAACGUGAGCUGGUGCGAAAUUCUCACGAUCGAUUGGGAUGCAUUCGCAUCGAUGGGUGAGCUGAUCGAGCUCGACCUUUCCAACAAUCUUAUAUCCGACAUACCGGACACACUGUCCUCGGCUACGCUGCAAACGCUCGAUCUCUCCAUGUGCCGACUGUCGUCGAUGCGUAACGUAACCCUUUCCGGGUUGCCAGAGCUGGUGCGCAUUAACCUAUCUGGUAAUCGAUUCACCACCCCAUUUCGGGUGGACUUUUUCGAGAAGAAUCCGUUUCUGAGCGAGAUCUGGCUGGGUGACAAUCCGUGGCGGUGUGAUUGCCGCAGUGACGAGUUCUUUCAAUUUUUCCAAUUUCUUACAGAUCCACCGGGAAGGAUUGGUGAUCGUAAGAACCUUCAGUGUAACACACCGGAGGACUUUUUUGGUGCUUCGUGGGAAGGUGCUUGUCGGUCAAUUUGGUAUCCUUAUGAGACGAUUGGAAAUGCGGAACGUAUCUGGACCUGGCUAAUGGUGGGCGUGCUAUCCUUUUUCGGUUUGUUCUGUCUCAUCUCGUCGAUCAAGAAAUUUAUCUCGUCGCGCAGGAAACUAGCUGCCGAACGCGAUCGGGAACAGAACUUGCAAGAAUUACGAGAAAUUGCUCGAGAGAACCGUGUACGUUUACAGCACGAUGCACCCCAGAAUGCUCCUGAUGCAAGGGAAUCAAGACCACCAUGCUACGAAGAUGCCUUACUGCUUCCCAAGCUAGAUGCGGCCUCGUUCGCGUCUCUCGACGAAUUGAUGCUGCGUGGCAAGCGCCGCAAACGGCGCCGUAAUCGCCGUGCAUCCGGAACCGAGGCCAAGGAUGACGAUGAUAUUGAGGAGGAAGAGCGCAUCCAAGCGCGUCAGCGAACGAGAACUCGCAGCGAGGAUGUGCUAUCGCGUCGAUUCGAAGACACUACCUCGCAGGAACCAGCACCUGAUCGACUUUCAGCACGAUCGAUCUACGAACGUCCUACCUCAAAUCGUGUCGUUUCGCUAACGGAAGCACAGGUACACAUGUCCACACCGGUCCCAUUGGAACAGCGCGAUCGGGAGGAAGAUGAAGAGCUACACUACCAUUCGAUCGAUAUUCUAACCCUUAACCAUCAACCCUCAUCCGCUAGUGAACGUUCGGCACCUCCACCACCGCCCCGGCUCAGUUCCGGCCUAACAAUCCCAAACGAACCGUUUGAAAACUUCACCGGCAUCAGCCAUAGUCCUUAUGCCAAGCGUAAAGUUAAACCUCUCCAACAUCUUAACCCGAAUGGUAGCAUCGAGGAGAUUACCGAUUUCGCUGACAGACAGUCGAGUCCGUAUGCCAAACGGCGUGGCCCACUGAUGUCCAGCUUCGGAGAUCCGACGCGAAAGCUGCCUCCGCUACCAGACAGACCACCGCCACCCAUUCCGACGUCAGGAGCGGCCCGUUCGUCCGAGAUCAAUCUAGUUGAAAAUUACUUCCAACCGACGGAUCAGCAGCGCAUCAUCGAUGAGCUGGACGAUUAUGCCGUCAUACCGAUACAGAUUAAUGGUUCCGGUACGGGCAUUGGAGGGGAUAGCGAACCGCAACCAUCUACCUCGGGUAGGACAAAACCUAUCCUGUUAGCGAUAGAAGACGAUGCAAUGCGAAAUGCGAGUGAUUCUAGUGAAACCAGCAGUAUAGAAAUUAUUGCACCAUUGGUGCUGAAGAAAUAGAGCGAUGCCAUUUUCCGAAUAUGGGAAAGCGGAUAAACUUACUAGUUUAAAACAAGAAAAAGCGAGCCGUUUCUGUUGCUCAUUACGAUAGCAUUUAAGUGAAUGUUUAAUAAAGUUCCUUUGUAUCAAUUAA